Prunus avium (sweet cherry) is the source of this 1874-nucleotide messenger RNA. The record is from RefSeq and is a predicted model, not a curated record. Lineage: Eukaryota; Viridiplantae; Streptophyta; Magnoliopsida; Rosales; Rosaceae.
UAGAAGAAAUGGGCGUUAGGAAACCAUUACACCCUCAACAACGGGGUUCUAAGAAAGCAUACUUAGCUCCAGCAUGCUUUACUAUGAAUAAGGAUAACAAAUAUAUGUUCCUUAAGGUAUUGAAGGGAGUGAAGUUUCCAGAUGGUUAUGCCUCUAAUAUUUCUCGGCAUGUACAUUUAAAAGAGCGAAGUAUAUGGGGUCUUAAGAGUCAUGACAGCCACAUUUUAAUGCAACAAUUACUUCCUAUAGCAGCACGUAGAACUUUGCCUAAGAAUGUAGUUGAAGUAUUAAUUGAAUUGGCCAAUUUCUUCAGACAGUUGUGCUCCAAAGUAAACAUGCCUUCUGAUUUAGAAAAUAUUAAAGACCGAAUUGUGCUUACCAUUUGUCAUUUGGAGAAGAUCUUUCCAUUAUCAUUCUUUAAUGUAAUGGAACACUUGCCUAUACAUCUACCUGAGGAAGCAUUGGUUGCUGGAGCUAUCCAAUUUCGAUGGAUGUAUCCCAUUGAGAGGUAUCUAUUAACACUUAAACGUUAUGUGAGGAAUCGUGCACGCCCCGAAGCCUCAAUUGCUAAGGGAUACUUGAUGGAAGAAUGCAUGAACUUUUGUGCAAGAUACUUGAAUGAGGCCGAAACAAAAUCUAAUCGACCAUGUCGAAAUGACGAUGGUGGCAGUGACUUUGGCCGUCCUUUAGGUAAAGGAGUUAAAAUACGCCUUGACGAUGUUACGUGGGUACAAGCACAUAGAUACGUGCUAGUGAACAUGGAUGUUGUCACACCUUUCCGAAACCAACACCUUGAAAUGCUUGAAGAUGAAAUGCCUCGACGAACCACUCACUAUAUUCAAAAAGUUCACAAUGAAACAUUUCACACAUGGUUUAAGAACUAUGUGACGACGCAGAGAAGAACUUCUAAUAUGGUAUUUUCUGAAGAAAUCAUUAGUUUGGCUAAUGGUCCUGAUGAGUUUGCACGAAAAUUUAAGGGAUAUUUUGUCAAUGGUUUUAGAUUUCGUACAAAGAAGUAUGAAAAUCAUAGAACCACUCAAAAUUCUGGUGUUGUUUUGAAGGCAAAUACUAUGAGUUAUGCUAGUGUGAGAGAUCAAAAUCCUCGAUCAGGUGAUGUGACAUUUCAUGGAGUGUUGACAGAUAUAGUUGAAAUUCGGUACACCAAUACCUUGAAAUUUGUCUUGUUCAAGUGUGAUUGGGUUGAUAGUCUUGUGGGAGUGAAAGAGGACGAGUUUAAAUUCACACUGGUGAACUUUAAUCAUUUGUUGUACAAAGAGAAUGGAAUAGGGGACGAGCCUUUCAUUUUGGCUCAACAAGCAAGACAAGUUUGUUAUGUGCAAGACCCUUUGGAUUCCGAUUGGCAUGUUGUUCUUACGAUGACUGUCAGAGAUCUAUUUGAUAUGUAUUCGAAAGAUUCAUCUCGUACUCCUACAGCGGUACCUCAAGUCGAGCUUUACGCAAGCCAACAAUUGGAUGAAACUAUAUAUUUGCACGAUAAAGAUGUUAAUUGGGUGCGACAAGGAGUGGAAGGAACUGUUGUGGAGACAGAUGGUGUUGAAAAUCUUGUUGAGAUGGAAGAAUCUGAUUGACCAUUAUAUAUUUAUCCUUGCUAUAAUUUAUUUUCUUUUUCAUUAGUAUAUAAGAAUAAUUUAGUAUAUGGAGAGUGGUUUAAUGGUAAUUGAUGUCUUGCUGAGGUUUAUAAUUUAAAUUUUUUUAUACUUCUCUUUGUUGGAAUUUUUUUAUAUAAUUAUUUUAUUUCAGUGGUUUAUGGCGCCUAAGAGAACAAGAGGUAUGUCAAUGGAGGAAUUGCUCCCCCCAUCUCCUUUGAGACGUAAAAAGGGCAAGCACCAGGCACGAACAUCUCAACAACGUAG